UAAGACUUCUAAACCUGAAAACUUUCAAAUCUGAUCACUUUCACCAGCUGAAGAUGAGGUUGAGUCUGGUGUUCUGCACUUGGCUCUGUGUAGCCUCAUGGAUGGCCGGGGUCUAUGCAAAUGUUGGACCCAUCAAGAGCUGUUGUCUUCAGCUGUCACAGACAAGAGUCCACCCUAAUAACGUAGUGGACUACACCGUACAAACUACAGUGCUGUGUCCCAUCGACGCUAUAGUGUUACACACCAUAGGCAGGAAGAGGAUCUGCGCUGACCCAGGAAGGGAUUGGGUGAGGAAGGCCGUGGGAAAGGUGGAUGAAGCCAGAAUGAUCAAGAGAGAGAGAGAGUAA
Messenger RNA from Oncorhynchus gorbuscha (pink salmon), 347 nucleotides. Its product is annotated as monocyte chemotactic protein 1B-like. Bases 54 to 347 code for a protein of 97 amino acids. The transcript has 4 exons. The record is from RefSeq and is a predicted model, not a curated record. Gene Ontology annotation, cellular component: extracellular region. Gene Ontology annotation, biological process: cellular response to interleukin-1; neutrophil chemotaxis; chemokine-mediated signaling pathway. NCBI's taxonomy places the organism in Eukaryota, Metazoa, Chordata, Actinopteri, Salmoniformes, Salmonidae. Gene Ontology annotation, molecular function: CCR chemokine receptor binding; chemokine activity.